AUGGAACGAGGAAGGUUGUACCUGAGCCUUACAUUUGCCAUUGUUAGAAGUCUUGACAUUACCCACGGCGACCACGCCCCUUGGUGGGACGGUGACCUCUGUCCUUGCAACGAUUCGCAUUGCAUACGUCAACGCUCCUUUCCCUCAGACGUGGGUGGCCUGGGCGGGAGCUGCGGUCGGAGGGCGUGGGCGUCAGGAGGAAGACAGCGUGUCAUAACCUACUCUCUGUUUGGAAACUUGACGAAAUACUGGAAUGGCUUGGAAGAUAUACUCGUGACUACUAAACAACACUACCCAGGGUGGAACGUAUGGUUGUACACGAUACCCAGUGGGCGUGAGAACUUCUUCUGCCCUCUCAUGCACGCCCAUCCUCAUCUCUUCCUCUGUGACGUCACCAAUCUUCCCCCGCCCCUUGGUGACGUCACCGAGGUUAAUCCAAGAAUGUGGCGGUUUCUGGCAAUGGGAGACGAAAUGCUGUCUGUUAUGGUUGUGAGGGAUACGGACAGUAAGAUCACCGAACGGGAAUCAAGAGCCGUGGCGGAGUGGCUGACCUACAACACGAGCUUCCACUUGAUGCGAGACCACCCUUUCCACGUCUCGCCCGUCCUCGCAGGCCUCUGGGGCGCCCGCUGGGACCUGAGGAGUAAGGGCGGCUCGCUCCUGUCGCCGGGGGAUAUGAGGAAUCUCAGAGGCGCGAUGGUGGCGAAGGGGAGAAGACCUUACCACAGGGAGCAGGAUCAGAAGGUGUUGUGGCCAGUCAUGACAAGUAGUCUGACGUCCCAUGAUAGUUUCAAAUGCAAGAUGUACCCGGCAGGGACAAGACCGUUUCCAACGAGGCGAGAACAUGGCCUGUAUGUGGGGAACAGAGAGUACACAAACACCACCCGACGACUGUUAGUCAAAAAGCAUUGUCCUCGGGCAUGCCGUCCUCCUCAGCAUCAAGACUGGCUUUUCUGCUAAAUCAUAUAGGAACACACUAAAUUAUUCUUCGAGGGAAUAUAUCCCCUGUGUUUAUCUGUUUAUCUAUCCGUUUGAGUAAUUAUGCCCACAGACAUAG
Messenger RNA from Penaeus chinensis, 1057 nucleotides. RefSeq lists its product as uncharacterized. The record is from RefSeq and is a predicted model, not a curated record. The transcript has 6 exons. Lineage: Eukaryota; Metazoa; Arthropoda; Malacostraca; Decapoda; Penaeidae. The coding region runs from base 1 to 960 and encodes 319 amino acids.